AUGUCCCGAAUAAAUCCAUAUUCCCGCCAGUACUUACUUGCUGAACAAAUACGACUAGACGGCAAAUACACAUUAACCAGGAAAUACAACAAACAGCAAAUGCGAAAUGAUAAACCAAAACAAUCGAGAGUACCCCUUUCAAUCGCAAACCCCUUGCAUCCUUUCACCGCGGUCUCACUCACCGCCACUCAACUUCAUUCGUGCUCACAACGAAAAGCGAAGUCCCAGCAGCAAUGA
This is a messenger RNA of Loa loa (African eye worm), 237 nucleotides long. RefSeq lists its product as hypothetical. The record is from RefSeq and is a predicted model, not a curated record. The coding region runs from base 1 to 237 and encodes 78 amino acids. The transcript has a single exon. Lineage: Eukaryota; Metazoa; Nematoda; Chromadorea; Rhabditida; Onchocercidae.